Gloeophyllum trabeum ATCC 11539 is the source of this 1062-nucleotide messenger RNA. RefSeq lists its product as uncharacterized. The record is from RefSeq and is a predicted model, not a curated record. Gene Ontology annotation, biological process: canonical NF-kappaB signal transduction. NCBI's taxonomy places the organism in Eukaryota, Fungi, Basidiomycota, Agaricomycetes, Gloeophyllales, Gloeophyllaceae. The coding region runs from base 1 to 1062 and encodes 353 amino acids. The transcript is spliced from 2 exons.
AUGGGCUCGGGAAAACUGCAUCUGAAAGAAACCUCAGCAGAACGACAAGAACGCGAACUCCGCAAGGCCCGUAAAGCCGCACGGAGAGCAGCCAAACGAGCCGAACGACACCGUUCACGGUCAAGCUCACCCUCGGACGAUCGAUCUACAAACAAGCGCCGUCGACGUGAUCCUGCACGGGAUCCAUGGAACAGCGGCGAUGCGUACGGGCCACCCCCGCCAGGGAGUCAUAGCAAGCCCGACUAUGAGACUCUCCAGGCAGAGCUGGAGGAACAGCGCUGGCGCGAGAAGAUGUGGGAUGCCAUGGACGAAGACAGCACGUUCGCCGCGAGCGGGACGAGCCGCCUGGACGCGCUCGAGGCGGAGAUGAACGCGCACGCCCACGUUCCGAAGAGAUGGAGGGGUCCGCACGCGGGUCUGGCUGACACGGCUGACCUUGCGGGCCUCGACCCGAGCCAGAUGGAGGACGAGGAGUACGCGGAGUGGGUCAGAAUUGGGAUGUGGAGGAAGAAAAAUCCGGAUUAUUAUGCCGAACAAGAACGUCUCAAAACCGAAGAACGGGCCCGCAAAGCUCGUGAGCAGGCCAUCCGCGACGAGACACGGCGACUACACCUACAGUACAUUGAGGAGACCAAGCAGACCAGGGUCGCGCGCGACCGGAAGCGCACGGAAGAAGCGAGGGAGCGCUAUGAAGCAGGAUGGAAGACCCUCCUCAGCAGCAAGGCUAACGAAGCCGCGCCUGAGCUUGCUUUCGCUGAUAUACCCUGGCCAGUCUCCGUGCCGCGCAAACACGCACUGUCGCUGGAUGACAUCAGCCGGGACUGCAUAUCGUCGUUCCUGUUUUCUACGCUGCAGCCAGACGCAGAUGGGAAGGAGGCGUCGGGCGACACGCUGAAGACGCGCAAGGAGAUCGUCCGCGAGACCCUCCUCCGCUUCCACCCCGAUAAGUUCGAGGGGCGCGUACUGCGGAGGGUAAAGGACGCAGACAAGGAUACAGUGCGCGAGGCGGUGGGCCGUGUUGCGCGGGCGCUGAACGAAUUGAUGGCGAAGGACGAUGCGUGA